Pogonomyrmex barbatus (red harvester ant) is the source of this 558-nucleotide messenger RNA. RefSeq lists its product as uncharacterized. NCBI's taxonomy places the organism in Eukaryota, Metazoa, Arthropoda, Insecta, Hymenoptera, Formicidae. The record is from RefSeq and is a predicted model, not a curated record.
AUGGGACUCGUUCGCUCGAGAGAUGCGUUUUUCAUGGAAGGCAACUCAACGUCAAAAAUACGCAUUUUAGAUGCUAGUUUACUCAUAAGAAGAGCAAAAAUAAGCCCUGCAGUGUUACUCGAACAUACGAGAAUGCUGAGUAAAACAACCGCCAAGUAUCCUCUGACGCGAGUCGAAAUUAAAACAUUUACGAUUCACGCCGGAGUGGUAGAAGAAUCGAUUGAUAACGCGAUACUCGGGCAACUUCCGAAGCGAGUAAUAGUUGGAUUCGUCGAUAACAAAGCGUUUAACGGCAACAGAAAGUUAAAUCCAUUUAAUUUCAAAAAUUACGGCAUAAAUUUCUUCUCGCUAUAUGCCGAUGGCGUGCAAAUUCCGAGCAGACCGCUGCAAUCGAAUUUCUCAAAAGACCAUCCGCUCUACGUCGAGGCUUAUAACACCCUCUUCUCAGGAACCGGCAUCCAUUUUCUAAACGAGGAGAAUUCUAUAAACAGAGAAGAUUAUGUCAAAGGUUUCACGCUUUUCGCUUUCGAUCUCCCGAUCUGUCGACAAAUUGCGUAG